AUGGAAAUGGAAAUGGAGGAUCAAAAAGGAAUGGUGGAAACAAUUGUGAAGUUCACUUGGACCAUCAACAACUUCCUUGCUCAGAGAUAUCAGGAUAUUCACUCCGAGUCUGAGACAUUCUUCGCUGGCUCUCAUACCUGGAGGAUAGAUUUUUGUCCAGACGACUAUGAUGAUGAUGUCGUUGAAAUUUGUUUGCUUGUUGGGAAUUCUAAUACUAACUGGAACCAAUAUGCAAGUUUAAAGUUGUCUUUGAUUAAUCAGGCUGAUGACAAAAUGACAAAAACAGAUAGUUUGUUUGAGGAUUUCCACGAACGUCGUUUACCGAUGAUAUUAAUGGACACAGACGAAUUUUGUGACCGCAAAAGUGGGUUUCUUGUAAACGAUACAUGCAUAAUUGUUGCCGAAGUUUCUCUCAACACCAAUGCCUCAUGUAUUAAAGAGUUAAUAGAUUUCAAGGGUGUAGCAAAAAUUGAAAAAGAUUACGUUGAAUUGCUAGAGAAAGCAUGUUUAAAGCACCCUUCACUUAUUGAAAGCCUUCUAAAAAGAAAUAGGAGUCAAAGAUUCAUUGAACAGGGAUUCACAGCUUUAGGAAGAGUGCUUCAUUUUCUCAAGACUAAGAAAGUUAAGGAUAUGUUGAAUGAUGAUGCUGCUUGUAAAGAGCUUCAAGGUUUAUGGGAUGAAGUUGAGACAGUUAGAUUUGAUGAUUUGACAUGGCUGGAGCCUCAUGUUAAAUCUGCACUGAGUAUGAAAGUUUAUAUGGUGAAAGAACAGAUGGUGACAAAGCUGAAAGGAAAUGUGGUUGAUCUUGAAGACAGGGUUAAGAGCGCAAAAAGGGAAUUGAAAAUUGCUGAAAAAGACUUCGAUAAGAGAGAUUUGAAUGAUGCAUUAGCUCAUGGAAUAUCCUAUCUGUAA
This is a messenger RNA of Arachis duranensis, 912 nucleotides long. RefSeq lists its product as uncharacterized. Gene Ontology annotation, molecular function: protein binding. Bases 1 to 912 code for a protein of 303 amino acids. NCBI's taxonomy places the organism in Eukaryota, Viridiplantae, Streptophyta, Magnoliopsida, Fabales, Fabaceae. The transcript has 3 exons. The record is from RefSeq and is a predicted model, not a curated record.